This is a messenger RNA of Brienomyrus brachyistius, 1890 nucleotides long. RefSeq names its product apolipoprotein L3-like. Gene Ontology annotation, cellular component: membrane; extracellular region. Gene Ontology annotation, biological process: lipoprotein metabolic process; lipid transport. NCBI's taxonomy places the organism in Eukaryota, Metazoa, Chordata, Actinopteri, Osteoglossiformes, Mormyridae. The transcript has 5 exons. Gene Ontology annotation, molecular function: lipid binding. The record is from RefSeq and is a predicted model, not a curated record. The coding region runs from base 552 to 1520 and encodes 322 amino acids.
UUUUAACGUGAUGUUUUUACGUUAUAAUGUAAUAUUUUCACAUUAUAACGUGAUAAUGAGAAUUUUUUUUUAUUGUGUCGUGGUAGUAAUACGCUUUCGUAUAAAAAAAUGACUGCACUAAAAUAAACUACCGAUUUGACUCACAGCCUCAGUCACUUGAGAGGCGCACACACAGUGGACGAAGUGAGUAAGGUAAACCAAUUUAAUUUCAAACCAAAAAAUGGCACUUUGCUUUAAAAAGGCUGCCGACCCCUGGUCUAGACUGUACUCUCAGAAAUACAGAAAUGAGUGGGAAUCAAACCCUGAAUUCAAAGGCUGGUUGAAGCCAUUUAUUGGAGAUGCUACACAGGUGCAGAGUCCACCAUGGCAUUAGCUAUCGCUGAACACUGUUCUCUGCUGGUGAGUGACCAUACUGGAGAAACAUGUAGAGCUGCUUCCUCAGACUCCACUGCUGCUACCCACUUCAAAAUUUACAGGACAAAGUGCACAGAAAUGAUUAAAGGUGUGGGUGAGCGUCGUUUCAGCCUCCUCCUCGAUGAGUCCACAGAUCAAUGGAGAGUUCGGAGGACACCACUGCUCUGCAUAUUCAAGCCGAGAUUAAUGAAAUAUUGGUUAAAGGCUAUGAUGACUGGAUGGAUGAGCAAUUUGCAGAUGUGGUGUCAUUUAAAAUAGAAAAUCAGAUAGAACAUGGCAUUUCCUUAUUCCUAACUUUAUUUAAGUUCUCUGUUGACAUCUUAGAGCAGAAAGUCAAAGAUUUGAGAGAGCUUGCAGAUGGUCUGGAGCGUGUUCACUUUGGAACCACAGUGGGCAGCUUGACAGGGGGGGUGGUCAGUGUAAUCGGAGGGGUCACCUCUGUGGUUGGAUUAGUCCUGGCCCCCUUCACCUUUGGAGCUUCUCUGGCUGUGACUGGGGUGGGACUUGGCAUAGCUACUGCCGGAGGGGUGACUAGUGGUGUCUCCAACAUCACCAAAAUGGUUAAUGAGUCAAUGGAUCGCAAGAACUUUGAAAAACUUAUAAAGGACUAUGAAGACUUGAUGCAGCCCAUCACUGAAUGUCUGAGAGAGCUCAGUGAAAACAUAGAGAAUCUGCAAAAGCUGAAAUCCACCAAAAAAAAACCUGAGGGGGGAUCCCCCCAGAAUGUCGAUAAUAUGAUGCAGGUUGGAGCCCGGCUGGGAAGGAGUCUGGUCGGGGGUGUGCCUGAAAUAGUUCGGCUGGUUCAGGUGGUCAACCUGGGCAAGGUAGCUGCUCAAGCAUCUAGAGCUGUGCAGGUGGCGGGAGUCUUCACCGGUGUGUUUUCUAGCCUCUUCAUCGCUCUGGAUGUGUAUUUCAUCGCUAAUGAUGCCAAAGAGAUCCAUAACAUGAGGGGAACUAAUACUAAUUCGCCAAAGAAGGAAAAGUCUGCUGCAGUUGAGUUCAUAGCAGUGAUCAGAAAGACAGCCGGGCAGUUAGAGGAUGGUCUGAAUGAGCUGAAAGAACUGAAGAAUAUGCUUAAUGAAGGUGGGGCUCAGAGAGCUCAAUAAUCAACUCAAUGUGCACUCUUUAUGCAAUGCUUAAAUAUAAUAGAGGCCACAAUGACAUUCUUAACACAUAUUACAAAUAUUUUGUUGUAGAUUUUAUUGUAGUGACAUUUCGUGUUCUUCUUAAUUUGUAAAUAAAUGUAUUGAAAAAGUCUUAAAUAACCAGAUGACCAAAUUCUGAAAUAAACAUAAGGAAAUGAAAAUGAGGCCAAUACAAAAGUACUGGACUGCACUGAUGUCCUCACAUUCUCAACUUUCCUUCAAUAAAACGACCUCUUUUCCAAACUAGCCUUAUGCCUAAGCUAUCAUAAGCUCUGUUUUUGGAUUCCUUUUGACUUCUUUUCAUUUUGAGGUGCUUAGUUUCCAGCACCAU